AUGUAUCCGAACCUAUUUGGUUUAGAGUACAUAACAACACCAGAAGCAGUGGCUGUUGGAGGAGAUGGGGCUCUAGCAUGGUUUGAAUGGGAGAAAACCUUGACGGAGGAGCUCAUGCAGAAAAUUGUUUCAAUCAGUGUUAGAAAUUCUUCCUUCGACCUUUUCAUGGCCAUGGAUUCAGGAGUAAAGAAAAGCUAUGGCCGCCAAAAGAUCGAGAUGAAGAAAAUGAGCAACGAGAGCAAUCUCCAAGUCACCUUCUCAAAGCGCCGUAGCGGACUCUUCAAGAAGGCCAGUGAGCUUUGCACUCUCUGUGGUGCUGAGGUGGCACUUGUUGUGUUCUCCCCGGGAGAGAAGGUUUUCUCCUUCGGCCACCCCAACGUGGAGGCUGUGAUCGACCGCUACCUCGCGCGGGCUCCACCUCACGACUUGGGUACCAUGCAGUUCAUCGAGGCCCACCGACUGGCUCACGUGCGUGAGCUCAACGCGCAGCUGACUCAGAUCAACGCCCAGCUGGAGGCCGUGAGGCAGCGGGGAGAGGAGCUGAAUGGUAUGAAGAAGGACGCCCAGGCCCAGAUGUGGUGGGCUCAGUCCAUCGAGAAGAUGAGCCCAGCACAGUUGGAGCAGUACAAGACGGCGUUGGAGGAUCUGAAGAAACUGGUUGCGCGUCUUGCUGACAGGGCCAUGCUGCAGAGUGCGACAAACCAGGGUCAUCAGUUUUUCCCCGGGGCUCCUUCCUCUUCCAAUCUGGUGCAUCAGCCACACCCUCCUCAGUUGUUCCCCCCACCGCUGAUGCAGCCACCCAUGUUUCAGAACUUCAUGUUUCCUGAUGGGAGCAUGGUAAGCCACCAUGGGUUUAAUCACAUGGGAAUGGGAGGAUAUGCACCUGGCCCUGGCCCUGGACCUGCUGGUGGUUUCUUUUGA
Molecule: messenger RNA, 921 nt
Organism: Sphenostylis stenocarpa
Lineage: Eukaryota; Viridiplantae; Streptophyta; Magnoliopsida; Fabales; Fabaceae
Source: the annotation of a GenBank genome assembly